AUUCAGUCCGCCGUUUGAAGAGCUCGAGUGCGCGUGUCAACUGGAUUGCUCCCCAGUAGCCCCAGACAAUCCCAACCCAUCCUAUGUGUACCUUCAAAAACAUAUAUAUUACUUUAUUUUUUCAAGAUCACGGCAGAGAGCAGGGCAUCGCUCCUUGCUCGUAUUUCGAAUUAGCUCUCUCAAUCUCUAUCUCUCCAGUUCGGCACUCGUGUCGGUCGUAAACAUAACUCAAAAAGCGCUGGUGAAGUCAGUAGCCGGCUAAACGCGACUCGGGUCGGAAGUCUCCGCUCCUGGCAAUCAGAAAAUCCCCUCCACGCGAUAAGGGUGUACAUAAAAAAAAAGAGAAAAAGGCAAAAGAAAUAUAUAAAUAAAUAAAACAAGUUAAAUAAAUAUAUAAGAAAAUCAUAUGAAAUGCAACUUUUCGACGACUUUUGCAAGAGCUUCAACAAGGAAUUGCAAAGGGCGAAUUUCGGCUUUGCGUACAAUCGAGUCCAUUUGUUCUACAGAUCUCAGUGGCAAAAAGAUGAGAUCAACACCAUAUACUUGCUCUACCGAUGGAUAUGGGCCCUGUUUUUCCUGGGCGUGUACAUCCUGUGCAUUAUCGUUCAGUUCUGCGACGGAAAGUUCUUCAUCUACAUGACCAACUGGGGAUUCGGACUCUGCACGAUCACCAUGCUGCUCUCCGCCGUACAAGUCACCUGCUGGCACUUCGAUGUGAGGAGCACCCGGAGCCUGGUACAGGAAUCCGGUCACAAGGCGGAGACCUCGAGGGGCCUGAAAAUCUACUGGUGGCUCUACAACAUGACACUGGCGCUGGCACUGAUUAUAUCAACAGUGUACUGGGUGUUCCUUCAUGGAAAAAUGAACAAGCCCAUGCGUUUCCCUGCCAUCAGCAUACUCACCCACGGAAUGAAUUCGGUGAUGAUGCUCAUCGAUUUCCUGGUUGUUGCAUUUCCGCUUAGGAUACUGCACAUGGUGUACGCGAUGAGUCUGGCCAUAUUCUUCUUUAUAUUCACGCUGAUCUACCAUUUAUGCGGGGGAACAGAUGAAUUUGGCAAUCACUAUGUGUAUCCCAUUCUGGACUGGAACAAUCCCAACCGCUGCAUGGUGACCUUUGCGGGCAUCUUCGUGCUCAUCAUGUGCUACUGGGUGCUGCUCUUUGGACUCUACAAGCUGAAGAGAAUGUUCAAUAGGGCAUUCAGUGUGGUUUGGUCUCCUCAUGCAGUUGGCCUGAUAUGAGGGAUUUACUACACACUAUAGACACCACACACAGUCAUGUAAUAUCACCUCAUUGGCACCCGCACGUAUACCAGGUUCUAUAUGCAUCGCCAGCAUUAUGUAACUUCCAUUAACAAGCCAUCCAAAACCGACACUGAAAGGGAGUCACACCACACAAUUGCAUGCAUUUAUUUAUAUCUAGUAUUUCAUAUCGUAAGUUUUAAUCAUCUGGUUCCUUAACACUGAAUUGGUUUAGUUAGGUUAAUGCUUAUACUUUAUGUUGUUAUUACAUAUUUGGAUUAAAUAGUAUAAAUAUGAAAUUUGUUGAAAAUACUCUACCUAAGGGAUAGACCAACUGAAUAAUGGAAUUGUAUAAAAAUGUAUAACGAAUACAAAAAAUCGAAAGAAACGAAAGUGAAUAAAGAAAUGUGGCGUUAUUUAAUUUAAUUAUGGGAA
Molecule: messenger RNA, 1674 nt
Organism: Drosophila yakuba
Lineage: Eukaryota; Metazoa; Arthropoda; Insecta; Diptera; Drosophilidae
Product: protein rolling stone
Exons: 4
Coding region: 412-1239 (275 amino acids)
Cellular component (GO): membrane
Source: RefSeq, a predicted model, not a curated record